UGUUCACCGCUCGGGUUGAUGAGGUGUUGCUAGAUUCUCCAACCACCUGAGGGAGGGAAGAUAAAGUGAUUUCUUUUGUGGUGUAUUUUUUUUUCCUUUCGCUUGCACAAUGAGUGCUGGCACGCCAAAAUCUCUGCCUUCUUCGGGCCAGAAAUCUCUCCAGGACAUCUGCCACCCGCUAUCAGCCGAGGAGUGUGUCCUCACACCCAGCCCAGAUGCAGCAAACACCAGCAGCAGCAUCGGCCACAAGGAUUUGAGUCUCCCCAACGGCAAUGCAGUGGACACAUCCAGCCCGGCAUCUUCAUCCUCUCUGCUAAAUCGCUUACAACUGGACGAUGACCUGGAUGGCGAGACGCGGGAUCUCUUUGUGACCGUGGACGAUCCAAAGAAACACGUAUCUGCCAUGGAGACAUACAUUACAUACAGAGUGUCUACUAAGACAACCAGAACGGAGUUUGACCUCCCUGAAUAUUCAGUGCGGCGGCGCUACCAGGACUUUGACUGGCUGAGGAGCAAGCUCGAGGACAGCCAACCAACCCACCUUAUUCCACCGCUACCUGAGAAAUUUGUGAUGAAAGGAGUAGUGGAUCGUUUUUCAGAGGAAUUUGUUGAGACGAGAAGAAAGGCUCUGGAUAAGUUCCUAAAACGGGUUGCCGAUCAUCCUGUCCUUUCCUUCAACGAGCACUUCAACGUUUUCCUGUCUACCAAGGAUUUGAAUAAAAAGCAAGGCCUGGCUCUGCUGUCCAAGAUGGGCGAGUCUGUGAAGUAUGUGACUGGUGGCUACAAGCUGAGAGCGCGGCCGAUGGAGUUCGCCACGAUGGGCGACUAUCUGGACAUGUUCACGCAGAAGCUGGGCACCAUUGACAGGAUAGCACAAAGGAUCAUCAAAGAGCAGUCAGAGUACCUGGUGGAGCUGAGAGAGUACGGGCCACUCUACUCCUCAUGGGCCUCCUCCGAGCAGGAGCUCCAGGAGCCGCUGGAUGGCAUGGCAGGCUGCGUGGCUAACUGCUGCAGCGCGCUGGAGGAACUCACAGAGGACAUGAGUGAUGACUUCCUGCCUGUCUUGCGAGAAUACGUCCUCUAUAUUGAGUCCAUGAAGAAUGUUUUGAAGAAGAGGGACCAAGUCCAGGCUGAGUACGAGGCCAAACUAGAGGCUGUAGCUUUCCGUGAGGAAAAGAGGACAACUAUGCCCACAGAUGUGGAGAAGUGCCAGGACCGGGUGGAGUGCUUCAACGCGGACCUGAAGGCCGACUGGGAUCGCUGGCAGAACAACAAGCGCCAAGAUUUCAGACAGCUGCUGACCGGCAUGGCAGACAAAAACAUCCAGUUCUAUGAAAAGUGCCUUGCAGCAUGGGAGUCGCUCAUUCCACUCUUACAGGACAAACAGGAAGCUAAAUCGGAGACGAACUGAGCAUUACAUCACCUGUUCUCGGGGUCGUGACCUACUGAGACCAGUGUGAGAUCAUGGCGGCGUGUCCUCAUGUAUUUUGGACAUUGGGGACCCAACAGUUCUGGGGAGCAAGAGGAUGGGCUACACAAAGACUCGUAUGAUAUUUUGUUGCAUACGGAUUUGUAAAGUGUGGGGUUUUUUUUUUUUCUUUUUUGUUUGCGAUUUUCAUCCAAGCACCACCUCCUUUCCUCUGGCCUGGACGAACAUGUAAUUUUGUGUUCCACUGAAGCACAGCGAGACAAACCACAGAACAACCUGGAAUUAUCCUCGGCGCUAUUGUAGACGGAAAAAGAGAAGUACAGCAAGCUACACUUGCCAUUUUGCCAAUUAUAUUUUUCCUUUUCUAUAAAUUCCGCUUGCCCUCAGCAUGGUUCUCUUUUCUCGCUGUUUCUUUGUCGUCGUCAUCCUGUGCAUUUGGACCAUGAAGAGACAGGCCAAGGAUCGUCCACAUUCCUCUCACCAAAGUUUGAUGUGUGUUUUUUUUUUUUUUUUUUUUAAGUUUCACGAACACUAUUUAUCUGAUCCGGUGAACUGGCACGAGGUCAUAUCCACUUGAUUUAAAUUUGUCGUUCUGUUUUGGUCGUUGACUGAAUUAAGGUUGUCUUCUCAGCCCUACAUGACCUCAUUUCAAUAUUUAUUAUUCUCAAAUGCUUUUCAGAAUCUCUCCAGAUCGUUGGGCCCAGCUCCACACAGGCUGUUGUGUUCAAAUGAAAGCUGCUAGUAACACGAAAUGCAUUCAGGUCACUCGGGGAGUCAUUUCCUUUCACGCCGACGUCGUUUUUCAGCAGGAGAUGAAACAGUAGAUCUUAGAUAAUUUAUUAUUAUUAUUAUUUUUUUGUGUGUGUUCAUCUCAGCAUUUGGAUGGUAUAAUAUUAAGAAGUACUAAUUAUGAAUAGCUCUGGGAUUUAAACACGUAUUAAUAUCCAUUUCUAAGCAGGGGUUUGAGAUCUAGUUUCGGAGUGAUUGAGAAGUGUGGAACUUUAGCGUUAUUUAGUCUUGUGUUUAUCAUGGAUCAAGCUGUUUUUGGAGGGGGGGUGAAAACGAAAAGGGAACUUGAAAAUACUUUACCUAGGGAUGUUGUUCAUAGGGCUACGUGACACAAGCACUUUCUGACAGCUAGCAUGAACCGACAUUAAAAAAAAAAAGGCUCAUUUCCAUACGUGUAACUUUUUUUUUUUGUUUUAAAUGUUCAAGAUGCCAAUAACCAAGUCAAGUAACAUUUUUUUUUUUUUUUUUUGUUGUUGAGUUUAUGGUACAUGAGCACUAAAUGACUGCUGGUAUAACCUGACAUUUUAUAAAGGCUUAGUCUAACAGGUGUACAUUUCCAUAAAGGCUUUGUUUAAAGGAACA
This is a messenger RNA of Neoarius graeffei (lesser salmon catfish), 2800 nucleotides long. It is a transcript of the gene snx30, whose product is annotated as sorting nexin family member 30. The transcript has 9 exons. The record is from RefSeq and is a predicted model, not a curated record. Bases 110 to 1411 code for a protein of 433 amino acids. NCBI's taxonomy places the organism in Eukaryota, Metazoa, Chordata, Actinopteri, Siluriformes, Ariidae. Gene Ontology annotation, molecular function: phosphatidylinositol binding.